AUGAGUGAACCGAGGAGGAGUGCAGAUACCGACGCUGCAGGAGGCAGCGCUGAUGGCAGAUUUUUUGAGUGUGAGCAGCGGACGUCGGGCGAAGUUAACCGCGUCGGAGUGCGCGUACCGCCCUUCUACCCGCAAAAACCGAGCUUAUGGUUUGCGCAGCUAGAGAGCCAGUUCGUGCUGGCAAAUAUCACCACGGAGUCGACCAAAUUCCACUACACAUUAGGUAGUCUCGACCCGUUAUAUGCUGCAGAGGUCGAGGACAUAGUGGCUGAUCCAGAUAUGACCAACAAAUAUACCCGUCUUAAGACGGAAUUAAUUAAGCGUCUUUCGGCAUCCCGGGAGAAGAAGGUCAUGCAGCUAUUGACCCGCGAGGAGUUAGGGGAUAGAAAACCUUCCCAGUUCCUGCGACAUCUCAAACAGCUUGCUGGACCUGAGGUUCCCGAGGGAUUCAUGCGGACCAUCUGGGCUAGUCGACUUCCCACCAGCGUGCAGUCGAUUAUAGCAUCGCAGGUAAAGAAGCCGUUGGACGAGGUAGCCGAAUUAGCGGACACUAUCAUCGACGUCGUGCAACCUACCCCGCAAGUAGCAUCAACAUCGCGAGCCAGUACAUCGGAUGACUCGUCCGCCUCGAUGAGCGGCCAGAUAGCGGAGCUUACGCGUCUCGUCUGUUCAUUACAGACGAAGGUAGACCGUUUAUCGCGUCCCAGUGAUAGAUCCAGUAGCCGUAGCCGGAAUCGCAGGCGUUCGUCAUCAACCCGGUCGCAGUCCAACUACAGGAAGCAUCCGGUCUGCUUCUAUCACAACAAGUACGGGCCGAAGGCGCAUAGGUGUGUGAAGCCCUGUGACUACGCGGGAAACGACCGAGGCAGUCGAUAA
Pectinophora gossypiella (pink bollworm) is the source of this 876-nucleotide messenger RNA. RefSeq lists its product as uncharacterized. Lineage: Eukaryota; Metazoa; Arthropoda; Insecta; Lepidoptera; Gelechiidae. Bases 1 to 876 code for a protein of 291 amino acids. The record is from RefSeq and is a predicted model, not a curated record. The transcript has a single exon.